Messenger RNA from Nematostella vectensis (starlet sea anemone), 3115 nucleotides. RefSeq names its product ubiquitin-associated protein 1. Gene Ontology annotation, molecular function: ubiquitin binding. Bases 158 to 2026 code for a protein of 622 amino acids. Gene Ontology annotation, cellular component: ESCRT I complex. The record is from RefSeq and is a predicted model, not a curated record. The transcript has 8 exons. Gene Ontology annotation, biological process: ubiquitin-dependent protein catabolic process via the multivesicular body sorting pathway. NCBI's taxonomy places the organism in Eukaryota, Metazoa, Cnidaria, Anthozoa, Actiniaria, Edwardsiidae.
AGAGACGACCUGGUGCAUACAAAUGACAUCAUAUCCAAAGCAAGAUGGACGAAAGAAACUGAAGUCUGCAAUCACAUCGAUUAUGAAAACUCUAUUUUUAGGCAAAUGUGACCUUUACAUCGGUAGAAUUUUAGCAUAGUCUUUCAAGGAACAGCGUAUGGCUUUUCAAAAGACGUUUCGCAAAGCUGGGAGUCAUUAUAGCGAUAUCAGCGCAUUAGAUGGUAUAGAAGUCAAGGUGGGACCAAGUUUUCAGCCACCAGCAAAGGUUGCUCUGCCGGUUGGGUUUCAUUUAAAAGAUCCAUCAGAGAUCCUUAGCUUGACGUAUGACUUUGGACUGGAGCAUGAAGUCAUUGCAAAGGCUGAAAAAAUAAAAGCAAAGAAAUUCCAAGAGGAAGAAGAAAAUGAACAAGCCAAAGCUUUAGACAAUCAAUCAAAUGAGGGACCUCCUUUAGCCACACCGAACUUGGCGUUUUCUACAGACAUAUUAGAACCAACUACUGUGACUGGACAUGGACAUUCCAGGAACAGCAGCUUGGGUGGAAGAAACUCUUUUGAUCUGGCAGACUUUGAAAAUAACACAUCAACUCCUUUUGAGCUCGUAGAACUUCAGACAAUAAAUGAUCUUGAUGAGCUUAAAGAUGUUCUGCUGUCCGUUUCCCAGCCGAGUGUUACUGUAGUUCAAACAGGUUGUUCUGCAACAACAGGGCAACAAGCAUCAUUUACUAGUACAGUAGCAGCAACUUCUAGUGUGUUAAACUCUCUGUCGACAAGUGUUCCCCAAAUGGCCUAUGCGGCCUCAACAACGCCUAGUUACCUCCCUUCUAAAUCAACUUCUAGUGGAUUAAACUUUGAAUCAACAAGUGUUCCACAAACAGCUUAUGGGGUUGCGACUGAAACCAGUUACCUCUCUUCUUCAAGUGGGAUUAACCACCAGUUGGCAAAUUCUCAGCAAAUGGUUUAUGGCACUGCCGCAGUACCUACCUAUCUUCCAGAUAAUACACCUCUUGGUACCAUAGGCCACCAGAACAAUACAAACCUCACUACAAGCCUAUCUAAGUCAGUUCCUGACCUUUCAAGUAAUCAGCUCGUGAAUCUGGCGGAUGGUAAUGAAACUGGCUCAGUAGGUACUGGCCCACCUUUGAGAAAUGCAGGGUAUAAUAUGUCGCAUUCAUGGGGUAUUUCUGAGUAUAAUAAAUAUUCCCGCCAUGGUGCACCAGCCCAACCAGCACCAAUGCUAGUUGAUAUUAACAAUGGAACUUCUCCACCCAAGUUGCCACCAAAGACAUAUAACAGACCUAGAAGCAUGGUUGGGACACCUUCGGUGAAUAAUACGGUUGCUUCUAGUGAUAAUAAUAUAACUGCUUAUCCGACACAGCCUGGUAGGCUUCCGCCAUUACAAUUCCCCCCUCCAAUCCCUAGUAGUUCAUCUGAGGAUAACAAACCAAUACCAAAACCCAGGCGAAUGCUUACACCUUUGCAAGGAUCUCUAGAGUCCAAUCAAGGGUCCUUAUUGGAGCAGCAGGGACCACCAGUGCUUAAACCCAGGCGGAUGGCUCCACCUGUGCCACACCCAAGGGCUCAGGAAAGGGUGAAGCAACAUUCCUCUCCCCUCCCUCCUGCCUCCUAUCCAUCACAUCCCUCUCCUAGCGACCAGUCCAGUCUACCAAAUCCAUUGCCACUGCUUGAAAGUAGAGAGAAAGAGUUGGUUAACUAUAUAUCAAUCAUGGGUUUCCCAAAACCUAGGGUUGCAAGAGCUGUGCAUAGACUUGGAGAGAAAGACAGAGAGGUAAUUGACUACCUGGUGGCCGUGGAGGAACUCUCCGAGGCUGGCCAUGAUGGUGAUGACGUGGAAAUAGCCAUGGAGUGUAAUAAUUAUGAUAAACCAAAGGCUUUAGAGUUUCUAGAAUUGUGCAAGGCAUUCAAGGAGCUUGGUUUUCAAAAGGAACAAAUUCACACAGCACUAAAGGCUGCUGAGAAUGAUAGUGACAAAGCCUUGGAUUUACUCACCUCAGUUUCUGCUUCAUGACUGGGUGCUAGAAACAGUGGGAUAUUAUGGGGGGAUGAAAAUUUCAAGAAGUGAAGAAGAAUAUAUUAUGCUGUUGCAAAAUUGAAUAUCACUGAACUUAAAAGGGGAUAUACAACAAUUGUGUAUAUUAUGACAAUUAUUACAUUGUUUUAAAUGAAAACAAAUUAACAUUAUGAAGAGAGGAUAGGUACUUCUUUUCAGAAGUGGUUUGCAAAGAGUUUGAAUAUUGCUAGAUUAAUUAAAGCGGCAAUGUCACCAGUUUACUUCCAGUUGAAAAAUUGUAAAAGCAGUCUGUCUAUUGCAAGUUUCUUUGAGGAUGUGACUGAUAAUUUAUAGCAUGUGACUGAUAAUUUAGAGCCCUCCGGAAGUAAAGUGGUGACAAAGCCCUUUUAACAACUGCUAUGCCACCAAAAGUGCUGCAUUUCUUGAUAAGGGUCCCUUUGAUUGCAGUAAAACUAUAAAUUGCAUAUUUUCACCUUUGAUUAUUGUGCUUGUUCCAUUUUGUCAUAACGCCAUGUGCCAGAAUAUCUUCGGCGGCUGGGGGUGGGGUUGUGCAUGCCCUCUCUGCAUGCAAUAGGUACCAAAUUUCCUUUUUGAUAAAAGCCCACAUACUUUCACCAGUACUUUUAUUACCAUGGGUUGUCUGUCACUAAAGAAUGGUUCUUUCAAGAAGCAUCUUUUGCUCAAAAAGUGUGAUUUUGUUGAACCCAUGGAAGCAAUCGGGGUCUAUCCCUGAUCUAUCACGGAUUCUUUGUUACCCUGUCUCAUGUUCCGACAUCUGUGUCAUGUGAUGUUGUAAGAUGAUAUUCGCUAGGGUGGGUACAGGCAGUGUGACUGGGGGAGGAGGUAAUAGGGGGCUAAUAUGAAGGCCACUCGUUUUCACAAUAGUACCAAUGUGGGUGUUUUUAAAGGUGGGUGUGGGUACAGCAAAUGCAUAAAAAUGGCAUGGGGUGACUGGGGAGAGAGGAAAUAAGGGCUGAUAUCAAGGCCAACGUUUGCAAACUAUUACCAUGACGUUGUUUGUAGAGGAGUUAGUCUAGAUCUAAUCUUAUUACUUAGUUCGAAAAAAAAUACAGAACAUGAAAUGUG